AUGGGACACGAGACCGAGCCAAACUUUUCCGCCUUGGCCAACGAGCUCGUAGUCCAUAUUGCGAGCUUUGCGAGACUGCGCGAUGUGCUGUCUCUUCGUCUGACUUCUCGCAAGAUGGCAGGCAAUUGCAGCCGAGCGAUCAAACAGCGCAACCUCACGCUCUAUCUUCACCCACUCCGUGUCCAAGACGCUAUUGACGUAUGUCACUUGGACCUGUUUCGCAAUAGUAUCAACGAAGUCAUACUCUUGGGCAAGUCAACGCAGACUCUCCGGCCAGAUGAUUUCUCUGAAGGUUUCGACAAUUACCACCCAUGGCCACUGUGUGAGGAUAUGUCUGGUCUAGAUCGCUUCCACCUCGACGAUCCAUCGGCCUAUAGCGAAGAUCACCAUCGGCGGAAGUGGAUGCCAACGUGCUAUGCAAGCCUUUUUGAUGCGCUUAACAGGCUUCCAAAUUUGAACACCCUGAGCUAUGCCUCGACGAGUUAUCGCGAGGGACUUUGCCUAAGUUCGCAGGGCGUCAUCGACGCACAUAGACGGGAAGCUGAUCCUUGGCACACUUUCAUUCAGGACACAUUGAAAGUCCAGGWGGAGUAUGAGUAUGAGUAUGAGUAUGAGGUCGAGAACGAGAACGAGAACGAUGAUGGGGAUUUGGACGAGGAUCAGGAUCAGGAUGAGUAUGGGGGUGAGCAUGAUGACGAGGGUGAGGUUGAGAAUGAAGUUGAGAAUGAGGUUGAGGUUGAGGAUGAAGAUCCGAAUUGUGACUUCCUUCGAUUCUGGACAGACUCGGAGCUCAUCAUGGGUCUACUUGCCGCCAGAUGCGCACCCAUCAUCACCAUCAAUCUUCACCAGUCGAUGCCUGACAGGCCCAGAGUACGGUGGACCAGGAUACACAGCCGAUGGUCGCCAAAGACCUACCCCGUAGCCGCAACGAAGAGGGUUCAUAAACUAGAGAUCCUAGCGCAUGGCCAGCUGAACCUAGACUUUCUGAACGACAAUGACUACAGAGAUGCGACGAUUGGCAUUGGCCGUGGUGUAACGAGGCUGAGCCUCAUCAUGCCGGACGGAGACAUGAAGUUCGAGGGUUACGACGGCUGGGGCGGACUAUUCCACGAAUUUGCAGUACGAAUGCAAGACCUGGAGGCACUGGAUGUCAGAAUCGAUUCCGCGAUCGAUCAGCACUUCCAAAUGCUGGUCAGUGGAACUAAAGAUACAGACAGAGAGCAGCGCUUCGAGAAGGUGCAAGGUAUCGCCUUCAGCACCUUUUUCUACUACUUCUGCACUUCCGAUUUUCACUUCGACUGCCUUCAACAGCUUCGACUGACCAGUCCAUCAAUUUUGCCAGGUUGUCUUGACAGUGACAACGUUGGUCGGUUCCUUGAAACGCACAAGGCUACGCUUCGAGUAGUUUCCUUUACCAACAUUUUCUUUGCUGAACUACAAGGUGGCGAGGAAAGGGGUAUUCGUGACGGUAUGCUCGAAGUGAUCAGAGCUGUUUCCGGCAUCGCUAGCCUUGAGUCGGCGUCUAUGUACGUUCCUCGACUCGAGAGCGUUCUUGCUCCUGGAGUGCAUCACGACCAUGCUAAAUGCUAUCGCUCCUCCGGUGAGGACUGGAAAUCAACUUGGUUCACAAUGGCUGUCUUUGACGAGCUCGCAGACCAGUUGCAAAUCCCUCUAGAGGGCACGGGUUGGGAUUUCGUGAAGCACGUCGUCCCGCAGAAGCAAAUGGGUGCGUCAGUGGAGGCCUGA
This is a messenger RNA of Ramularia collo-cygni, 1746 nucleotides long. RefSeq lists its product as uncharacterized. The record is from RefSeq and is a predicted model, not a curated record. NCBI's taxonomy places the organism in Eukaryota, Fungi, Ascomycota, Dothideomycetes, Mycosphaerellales, Mycosphaerellaceae. Bases 1 to 1746 code for a protein of 581 amino acids. The transcript has a single exon.